AUGAAUAAUUCAAAACGAAUUGUAUCAUUUUUUAUUUGGGAUCCAGUAUUGGAACGUAAAAUUGAUUGUGAAAUUAAGAUCAUAGAUGGAAUUAGUAAACUACUUAAUGUAGUUACAACACUUGAACAAACAAUUGAAUGUCAUAAGGCUCUUAUUCUUUCUCAACAACGGAUGUUAACAUAUAUGGCUGAACUACAAAGAAAACAAGAAAAUUUACUUAAGCAUGAUAAUAUCAACCUUACACCAACAAAAGCAACAAUUAUUCUUUCUGAUAUUCGUUUACCAUUAAUAUGGACAAAAAUGAAAGCUAAAUCAGAACAAAAAACAUUUGCUGUCUUUUGUUUGGCACGUAUUGGAUGUGAAAUAAUUGAUACGACUAUACAAUUUAUUGAUAAACAAACAGUUGAAAUAUAUUUUCCCGAUAAACUUAUUUUUGAUAAUGUUCCACAUAAUUUUCAAUUACAUUUAGAAAUUUAUGCAUUAAAUAAACGCCUUGCUUUAUCAUCAUCCGUUAAAGAUUUUGCUGAUCGUUAUAGUUAUUUUUCAACACAUGGUUCACCAAAAUUACGACGAAAAACAUUAGAAGCAAUUUCAACAGAUUCAAAAUCAUCGAAUGAAUCACAAUCAAAAUUUGUUUUAAUUGCUCAAACAAUAUUUACAAAAGAAUCUAUAAAUAAACUACCCAAAGUUCGUUAUUUAAAAAUGGAACGUCCACAAGAAAAUCCGCUUAUGCAAUUACCAAUAAACGAAACAUUUCUUGCAUGUUUUAUUGCUCAACCAUUAUGUUAUACACGUUUAGCAACAUUUGCUGGUAUUGUCAAAAUCUAUAAUGUACAAUAUUCAUGUACAUUAACUGCUGGAUUUUUAAAUGGUGAAGAAAUUAUGCGAGAUGAUUAUUCAGAUCAACAUCGAUUUUCUAUAGCAAUUACAUCGGAUACAAUUAUUUUACCACAUAGUGAAGAUUUAUCAUUUUCAGUUUAUAAUCGUGGUUUUGCUAUUGAAAAAUUUUUUGUUGAAGAUGUAUUUACAUUAAAUAAUUGGAUUCGAGCAUUGCAGCAACAUAUUAUUGAUGUUGGUACUUGGCAAUCAACUCUCGAGCAUCUACCUUCUAUGAGACGUCAUUCUCAUCAUGCAUUAACUUCAACACCAACAUCGUCGAUUAGUAAUAGAACAUUAACAAAAAGGAAUAAGUUAAGAACAAAAGCGAGAUCAUUCCAUGAUAUUUAUCAACCGGAUGAUUCCUCUCAAACAGUUGAUCAUCUCAAUACUAAUAAAGAUGACGACGAUAGUGAUUUAUCAUUAUAUCGUACACGUUUAAUAACGACGACGACGACAACAGCUUCGUCGUCACCUUCUCAUGAUAAUACUCGAUUAUCAACAACAUCAUCAUCAUCAUCGUCAUCGUCGUCAUCAAAUAUAGCUAAACCAAAACGUCAUCGAACUCGUUUUACACCAGCACAAUUGAAUGAACUUGAAAGAUCAUUUAGUAAAACACAUUAUCCAGAUAUUUUCAUGCGAGAAGAAUUAGCAGUACGAAUUGAUUUAACCGAAUCACGAGUUCAAGUUUGGUUUCAAAACCGCCGUGCUAAAUGGAAAAAACGUAAAAAAAGUACGAAUGUUUUUCGACAACAUUCUGAAUCAUUAACUCCAUAUGGAUGUUUAUUAAAUACAUCAAUAGAUGGGCAGUCUUCAUUAUCACAAACAGAUCAUCAUUAUCAUCAUCAACAUUUGAAGUGGCCACCAACUAAUAAUAAUUCGAAUCAAUUCUCAUUUUCAUCACCAAAUUUUUCACAUAUGGAUCAAACAUUACCACCACAUUUUUAUACAUCAAAUGCAAUAACUGAUUAUGUUAAUGUACCUCCACCACGACCACCACCACCGCCGCCGCCGCCGCCAUCUACUUCACUUUUUUCGGGUGCAUUACCAUCGAUAAUCAAUAUCGAUUCGAUUAAUUCAAGUUCAUCAUCAACAUCAUAUAAUUUAACAUUUUCUUCUCCAUCUACAACAAUAUCUUCAGGUUUAACAACAAAUGGUAAUGAAGAUAUUUGGCGUGGUUCAAGUAUUGCUACUUUAAGACGUAAAGCUGUUGAACAUCAAGCAGAAAACAAUAAUAAUAAUUACAAGUGA
This is a messenger RNA of Adineta steineri, 2127 nucleotides long. The record is from the annotation of a GenBank genome assembly. Lineage: Eukaryota; Metazoa; Rotifera; Eurotatoria; Adinetida; Adinetidae.